AUGGCUCCAAGCAACCACAUUCUCGUGAUCGGCGCAGGAGAGUUGGGACUCCAGGUUAUCAAGUCGUUAGCCAAGCACCCCCGACGAGAUGGCAAAUUGGCAGUCUUACUGCGCCCGGGAACAAUCGCCUCAACCAAUCCCUCAAAACAAGCAGAAGUGAAUGCGCUACGGGAAAUGGAUGUUGAAUUAGUGCCGGGCGACAUCGCGCAUGAUUCAGAGCAGCAACUAGCGUCCCUGUUCGCCAAAUACAACACGGUCGUUGGCUGUGCUGGGUUUGUAUCUGGCGCCGGAGGCGUCCAGCUCAAACUGACUCGUGCCGCGCUUCGAGCUGGAGUUCCCAAAUUUAUUCCAUGGCAGUUCGGCGUGGACUACGAUGUCAUUGGGCGCGGAUCGACGCAAGAUCUGUUUGAUGAGCAGCUCGAUGUGCGCGAUGCUCUGCGAGCGCAAGACAGGACUCGCUGGGCGAUUAUUUCCACGGGCAUGUUCACCAGCUUCCUGUUCGAAGCCUUCUUUGGAGUCGUAGAUCUUCAGACCGACACAGUCCGUGCGUUGGGAAGUCCAGAGAACAGGGUGACCCUGACCACCCCAGAGGACAUCGGGCGGAUCACAGCAGAGAUUGUUCUCGACGACGAUUCUUUCGCAAACAAGCCUAUCUUCAUUGGCGGCGACACGAUCAGCUACGGAGAGCUCGCAAAUUUGGUUGAGAAAGUCGUGCAGCGGCCAAUCAAGCGAACUGUCCUCUCUUUUCCCGAGGUGAAAGCCGCGCUUGCAAAAGACCCCGACAAUAAUGUCCUGAAAUAUCAGGGGAUCUUUAGCGCCGGGCGUGGUGUCGCAUGGGACCUCGCUGAGACUUGGAAUCAGAAACGUGGAAUCCGUGGGAGGACAGUCGAAGAGUGGGCGAGAGAGCACUUGCUAGAGCAGCGGGAAGAAAAGGACAGUGCAAUACAGCCAGCCUAG
Penicillium chermesinum is the source of this 957-nucleotide messenger RNA. RefSeq names its product aromatic alcohol reductase. The record is from RefSeq and is a predicted model, not a curated record. The transcript has a single exon. The coding region runs from base 1 to 957 and encodes 318 amino acids. Gene Ontology annotation, molecular function: oxidoreductase activity. NCBI's taxonomy places the organism in Eukaryota, Fungi, Ascomycota, Eurotiomycetes, Eurotiales, Aspergillaceae.